AUGAAGGGGAUUGUCGCGAAUGACCAGGUCUCGAGGAAUCAUGAUAAAACCCAGAGGAGCGUGUUGUUCUUCGACAUCCUCUCGGAGAAAGUAUGCUCUCCUUUCGCUCUCAACAAGCUCACAGUCGCUGCGUCGUACUGGGGCAUGGAAUCUAUUCCUCUGCGACAUGCGUUUGCUUCCUGGAGGAUCGUGAGCGAGAGGAUCAGAGCAGCAAAGCAUUCUCUCAAGUCUGUCCUCAAGUUCUGGCUGCAUGGCGCAGUGAGCUGCUUCCUGCGCGACUGGAGGCAAUUCUGCAUUCGCGAGAUUGAAUUGCGACGGAUUCAAAUGCGAAUCAGCUUGAGGUGGAAAAUAUUUGAGGCGACGAACGCUCUUCGAAUGUGGCAGAAUUACUUCCGACGAGAGAGGAUGAGGAAGUUGAGGGAGAGCGUGAUAGCUUCUCAUACAGCUCUCAGCAUGCAGUCGAGGUACAGCAAGGAGUGGAAGGAGUUCUUCCUGUGCAGCAAAUACAUGGAGCAUGCACGAGCAGCGGCGGCGAAGGCGCUCACACGCAGAAGAAGGAAGCAGAUCCUGAAUUUGUUCUGGCACUGGACGUCGCGUAGCUAUUGGAAGCGGGUGAGGCUUCAUGCCGGUCGGCUAGUCGAGGAGAGGAGGACGAAGAGCUUGAAGGCGAGCGUGCUGGAGACCUGGUUGACCUUCCUUGACGUCAUUUUGAGCGCAAAAUCAUUCUCAUUAACAUCGCAGUCGUCCAACAGAUCGUUCCCUGUAAUAGACGAGGCCUGCGCGGGUCUUGAAAGCCUCCUGUUCGGCCUCAAGAUGCAUGUGGAAAAGGCUCUAAGCCUGAACCAGAGCUGGGAUGAGCCGUUGCUGAACGAGGCGAUCGAAGUGAGGGAGAGGAAUGGAGACGCGGAUACAGCCAAGAAGAUAGUGAUGACGAGCAACCACGUGGAGAAGAAAGGAGAAAAGAAGGAAGUGAAAGAAACAAAUGGUAUCAAAGAGGAGAACACUGUAAAAGAUGCAAAGGAGACUCAGCACGACGAAGUCGGACUCAAGUCUGGGGGAGAAGAUGCUGGGGCAACUGCAGGCAAGAAGCAGAAGAAGGAAUCUUCGUCCUCUACAGAAAAGGAGGACAAGGCAGCCGCCAAGAAGCACGAAGGUGCUGGGCAUGAAGAUGGUUUCGUGACGGCCGACCACUGGCCUGGCUGCGUGCUGAAGAAGACGAACCACGUGGAGCACGAGGCUCUGCAGGAGCUCAUGGGCAACGAGAUGCGCUCUUUUUGCCCUGAGUACCGGGGGAAGGCGGAGGAGGGCGGGCAUGAGCUGGCCAUCCUCCAAGACUUGACAGCUGGGCUGAAAUGGGGAAGCGAACGUUCCAGGAGAGCGAGGUGA
This is a messenger RNA of Guillardia theta CCMP2712, 1386 nucleotides long. RefSeq lists its product as hypothetical. The record is from RefSeq and is a predicted model, not a curated record. Lineage: Eukaryota; Cryptophyceae; Pyrenomonadales; Geminigeraceae. Bases 1 to 1386 code for a protein of 461 amino acids. The transcript is spliced from 4 exons.